CUAGAGGUUCCUAUAAAUGUACCCAGAAAAUUUUUACCUCAAUUCUAAAGCACCAAUUACUGAAGAAUUUCCUGUAGGUGUGCCAACUGUCAACAAAAUUCUUCCUCAUGGAUGUCCUUGCUUCAAUCUCAUUGAGGUAAUAAUUGAUGAAGAUGAAUUUAGAGCCGGAAGUAAGAAACUUGCUGCACACCUUGCUGAUCUGGAAGUUGAGGUACAUAUUCUGAACCUACUGAGUAACAUGGCAGUUGCAAAAUAAAAAUUAUUACUUAGCUCUUUCCUGCAUGCCUUUUUCCAGCCUUGUACACUUUCCCGACCUUUUACAUGAUCUAGGUCAUA
Molecule: messenger RNA, 336 nt
Organism: Macadamia integrifolia
Lineage: Eukaryota; Viridiplantae; Streptophyta; Magnoliopsida; Proteales; Proteaceae
Product: DNA polymerase epsilon catalytic subunit B-like
Exons: 2
Coding region: 17-256 (79 amino acids)
Source: RefSeq, a predicted model, not a curated record